This is a messenger RNA of Lolium rigidum, 2985 nucleotides long. Its product is annotated as filament-like plant protein 7. The transcript has 5 exons. The record is from RefSeq and is a predicted model, not a curated record. Bases 422 to 2719 code for a protein of 765 amino acids. NCBI's taxonomy places the organism in Eukaryota, Viridiplantae, Streptophyta, Magnoliopsida, Poales, Poaceae.
GCUCUGACGCCUCAACGCGCCGACCAAACUCCCUCCAGCUCCACCUUAUUGCCAAUAAAAUCAUGGCUUGGAGAUAGAGCCGCGGGUGAGCGAGAUCGAUCGUGCUACCUGGUUAUCUCCGUCUUCCUGUUCUGCAUGCCAGCAAAAUGCUGUUCUGUUUACAGAGGGGAGCAAUGAACACCUGUGGUGUAGUGCCAUAAGCUGCUUAUCCAGAAUCGAUCUAUGCGCGUCACUCCGGCGAGCUCAAGAUUCGUGGCUGCAGUGUCAGCAUGACAGAGGAGGCGUGUAGCAGUACCACAGGUGGAGCCAUGGAAGCAGGCCGGAAGCUAUAGCGAUGAAGGCUGAGACUAGUGAUAUAUGCUAAGAGGACCGUUACUCUCAUAAAAACUGUUGGUGAUUCAUCUCAAGGCAUAUAAGAACAAUGGCUGAAAUGGAAGAUGCUCUGAGAUCCUGCAUGGAGCAGCUGCUCAUUGCGAGAGAGGAGCGGGAGCAAAUCAUCCUGGAAGCAGCCAGUGAGAUAUCCUCCCAGCAAAAGAAAGUGUGGGAUCUGCAGCAUGGUCUCGAGGUUGCAAACAAGAAGGCCGAGAAGCUGGCCACCGAAAAUAACAACCUCUGCAAGGCCAUCGACGCCAAGGACAAGCUGGCCAGGGAGCUCAGGGAGUCCAAGGCAGCCUUGGACGAGCAGCUCACCGGCGCGACGGCGAAGCUCGAGGCAGCGCGGAAGCAGAGCGCAUCGCUGCAUUACGAGGUGCGCAUGCUGCAGAAGGAGCUGGAGGUGAGGAGCCAGGAGCGGGAGUACGACCUCAAGUCCGUGGACGCCGCCCGCGUGCAGCACGCGGAGAGCUUGAAGAAGAUCGCGCAACUGGAAGCCGAGUGCCAGCGGCUGCGCGCCAUGGUCCGGAAGCGGCUCCCCGGUCCGGCAGCCCUGGCCAAGAUGAGAGACGAGGUCGAGCAGCAGCAGCCACCCAGCAGGGCCGGUGCUAGCCCGAGGAGGCAGCGUUCUGCGACGCCGCCGAUGUCGCCGCGAUCCGUGACGCCGAUGUCACGGCGCGCUCCUGAUCUGCCUGACCAGAGCCACGCCGUCAGGCUGCGCGCGAUCGAGGACGAGAACAACGCGCUGAAGCGGGUGCUGGCGACGAGGGACACGGAGCUGCAGUUCGCACGGAUGAAGUUCGCGGACGAGGCCUGCAAGCUCUCGGCAGUGCAGAGGCAGCUCAAGGAGCUGACUGAGGAGAGCAAGCGUCUGACCGAUGCAAAUGCAAAGACCGAGUCGUGGGCCUCUGCUUUGGUCUCUGAACUGGAUAACUUCAGGGCUGGGAAGCAGGGACAUGGAGCUUCAUCCGUCAUCGUGUCUGAGAUGAGCUUGCUUGAUGAUUUCGCUGAGAUUGAGAAGCUGGAGAUGGCAUCAGGUGAUCAUCAAACGUCCAGACAGAACAAGGCGGAUUCGGGAUCGGUUGUGUCAGAGAAGAACGACAAAUUUCCUGAUCAAAAUGGCGGUGUCACCAAAUUUCCUGAUCAAAAUGGUCAUCCUGAUUGGGUUCAGGAUGUUUGGGAACUCGUAAAACGAAAGCAGGAAGCAAGUGGAGAAAGCAUUGGCAUCAUUCUUGAGGAAAUCAGACGUGCAUUGGACCAGAGUCCUGAUCAUACCAAAGGAAAUACUUCUGAUGAACUGCAUGACCGGGCCAAGAUAGAAAAAAUGGUGAGCAAUCUUGCUGAAAAAAUAAAUGCCAUGAUCUGCUUUUCCGUGGAAGACAAUGCUGCAAAAUGUGGGCCGCCGUGGUUUCAUGACAAGCCUCAAUUCAUUGCUCGCCUCGAGUACCUGGUUCAUGUCUGUCACGAUGUGCUCCAUGAGAAGGCCAAGCUUGAAAUUUUCGUUGAUGAGGUUUGCCUGGUACUAGACUAUAUAGCGGGCCAGUACUUUUCAAGCCAAGUUGGACCGAAGGAUGAUAACAUAAAGAAUUCUGAUGGAGACGAGUCAUCAAGUACAGUAAACACAAAUGGUGAACAUGGAAUGCAGAGUGCAACAUCAGCAGCAGCACUAGACAUCCAAACAGAAGCACAUCAAGAACCAAUUCAAUUGGCAGGUCAGCUACCUGAAAAUAUCGAAGAGAGACAGCUUAAUGAAGAACUUGCUAUAGUGCUACAUAAGGAUUAUGGUAUGGAACCAGGGAGGAAGUCAUCAUACUAUAAGAUAGAAAGUCCCACUGACGAUGGAACAGAAAAUUUGGCACAAGAGGGAAAACAGCUAGCAACAAACUCAGAGAUAUCUGCAGCAGCUCACAAGCUUGCAGAGUGCCAGGAAACCAUCACAAAUCUGAGUAAACAGCUGCAUGCUCUCCAGACUCCCCCUAAUUCAGACAUUAUAGAUAUCUCAAUGUUCAGCCCGAGACCAAGCUCGGCUGACUACAAGCCCCAGUCACUUGGAAGCAUCCUUGCUGAUGAGGCCACUAGCACAGCUGAGGGUACCAUCCCUCCCACGCCAAAACAAGUGCACACCAAGAAGGAACAAUGCGAUCCUGACGUUGCAGCACUAAGGAGCAUGGCACAAGAGCAGGUUGUUGACGCCGACAGCGAGGCAUCGGCGCAAGCUGUUGUUCAGCCAGUGAUCUUGGAGCUGCACCGUGAUGAUACUCCAACUGAUCCUAAGAAGAAGAAGCGGGGUCCAAGCUUGCUGGGCAGGAUGAUCUUCAGGAAGAGAGUGGAAGGCAGCUCCUCCUAGACUGUUUUGACCUGGUGGUGAACACACUGGCUAGUACCACUAGCAUGCGACCAGCAGUUUGGAGCUCUGCGCUCCUGCUCCUAGGUUGCAUCCUUUUUGGCCACAUGUUCCAUUGCAGAGUCUGAACUCUGAAGACCGGUGUUGAGAAAGAUUCUGUCACAUUUGUGCAUCAUUUUGUUUAACAUGAACAUGUUUUGCCUUUGUGUAUUUAUGGAAUCCGUUGUUGUGUAAAUGUUUAUUUAAUGAAAUGUUUUUUUCAGACUGUA